AAGGAGCUUUGCUUGUGAAGAGAGAAGAAAUGGCAGAAACAGAGAUUCUUGAGCCCUAUCAACUGUCGUUCUCGGAUCUUCUUUUGUCCUCUCGUAAUCGCUCUCAAUGGAUCUCGAAAAAUGUGAUGGACGCUCUUGGCCCCACCGGUCCUGGUCUCCUUUGUAUCACCGGCGUUCUUGGCUCCGCCUUUCUCCGCCGUAAACUCCUUCCUAUGGCUCGGAAGCUGGCUCUGCUCGAUCCGGACAAGCGGAAACUCAUUCUCAUGGUAACCCCCCGGCAAUUUUUCAAGAUUUCCAUUAAUCCAAGUUGUAUAUCUGGUGCUUUGUUCUCAAGAUUGAAACUUUGAGUAGUGUUAGUUGGUUCAUGAGUGUUACUGAUUCGGUGUGUUUACUGCCAAAAGGAGCACCACUUGGGUAGCGACGUUCCUCUCAAGAAUCCAGAACGAGAUGUCUCCUCUUUUGCAAUGCAGCUCAAUUAUGAAAGAACAACUUAUAAAUCCUCACUGGGAAAGCUGUGGUUCGAUGAGGCUGGAUCAAAACUGGACUUGCAGGAGGAUGAUGAUGAUGCUUUCACAAAUCUUGGUGGUGCUUUUAAAGAACUCGGGUUCUGCAUGAGGGAGUUGGGCUUGUCCAUAGCUCGUCUAUGCGACAGGGAGAUUGGCGGAGGCUUGCUGGAGGAGAGCUUACUGGAUUCUUGCACAGCCAAAGGACGUCUCAUACAUUACCACUCCGCUGCUGAUAAAUAUGCUCUCAGAGAAUCCCAGAGGAGAAACCAAUCUGGUAACCGAGUAUCAAGCAAGAGGAGAGUCCAGAACGCUGCUGAGCAAGAGCUGAACCGUAGAAAUGGAGCUGGUUUGAGUGGGAGUCACUUCAAUCUGUGGCAGCAGUGGCAUUACGAUUAUGGCAUCUUUACUGUUCUCACGGAUCCUAUGUUUCUAUCGCCGUAUUCCUAUCAGGAAUUCAGUUUGAUGAGCAGCCAUUCUUACCUGCAGAUCUAUCAUCCCAGCAAGAACAAGUUCUACAUGGUCAAGACUCCACAAGACAGUUUUUUGGUCCAAAUCGGAGAAUCUGCUGAUAUUUUGUCCAAAGGGAAGCUACGGUCGACCCUUCACUGUGUGUGCAAACCAGAGAAGCUGGAUCACGUAAGCCGUGAGACAUUUGUUGUCUUCUUGCACCCAAAGUGGAGCCAAACUUUCUCAGUCUCAGAAUAUACAAUGGAACAUCUAAGGUCGGAUGAGGUCGUCCCUAGACCAGAUUUACAGAAUAUUGUUCCACCUCUAUCGUCUCGGUUAAGGGAUGGGAUGACUUUUGCCGAGUUUUCACGUGAAACGACAAAGCAGUACUACGGAGGGAAUGGUUUGCAAUCUAAUAGAUAGCCGUGCCCCAGGUUAAUAGCUUGUCUAAUCUUUAGGUAGUUAAAUUCAAAAUAAUCUUUAGGUAAUGAGUAGUGGAAGGCAAGAGGAAUGAGCCAAGAGGGUUAGUUGUAAAAGAGAUUAGAUUAAAGGGAGAGUUGGGAUUCGUUAUGUGUACUUCGAUGUUGGAGCCAAAACAACAGUGAAAGCUGUUACAUCGUUUUCACAGUCAAAAGCUCUCCCUUUCAAACAUGCUUUUUGGUUGUGGUUGCUCUUCUUUAGUCUCUCUCUGUGACUCAGUUUAUGUUCCUGUUGUGUCUCCCCUGUUGCUGUUCCAAACUUACAUCUCUUUGUUUGCUUUCAAGCGUCGCAUUAAGACAAAAGUGGUGUUAUUAAAGUAAAAGCUGCCUCUCUCCCUACACACAGAUUGAUUCCUUUAGGGAAUCAAUCAUCUUUUCUUUGACACUUUUGAUUUAUAGUUUUUUUUCAUGAAUGGUUUUUUG
This is a messenger RNA of Arabidopsis thaliana (thale cress), 1855 nucleotides long. RefSeq names its product 2-oxoglutarate (2OG) and Fe(II)-dependent oxygenase superfamily protein. Bases 465 to 1376 code for a protein of 303 amino acids. The record is from RefSeq and is marked reviewed. NCBI's taxonomy places the organism in Eukaryota, Viridiplantae, Streptophyta, Magnoliopsida, Brassicales, Brassicaceae. The transcript has a single exon.